CGCUUCAGAGAAAACGCCGCCGUUGGGAAAAUAGGCUGCGUCCGUAACUGCGUUUAUGCUAUUGUGUAGCUGACUCGCUAGUUAAUUAAUUUUGCAGAAUUUAUUCUGUCUAAAGUCUUUCUCUUAGAUGAGUGUUAAUGGAAAAGUUUCCCUGAUAUCUGUUCACAGUGGCCGCAGUCUGUUAGCUAACUGACCCGGAGACGGGAUGUAAAUUAAUCCAGACGGGACCAGCCCCAGGAGCCGGUUUCAGCAGUCAGUCACACCCUUGUCUGGGGUUACAGAAGGAUCCCUGUCUGCUGAGCACCAUUAAUCUGCUAUCCUCACAUGUUAUGGUGAUUAUAUGAAUACAUGUUAGCCUCGGACUUCUGAAUUUGAGCCGCGGAGCAAUAGUGUGAGUUAACUGGAAGUGUGGACUGGAUAUGACUGACUCAUCAUUAUGGCACGGGCAGAGGAGAUAACCCUGAACGAUCUGUGUGCUGCAGUGCCAACCAGAUAGCCUCGUAACUAGCUGGACAGCUAAGUUGUUUACACAUUCAAUCGUUUCUAUUAUAUACUUCCCCUCGUGGUCAGCGUGGCAUUAUGAAUUCCCCGAUAUACACCUUUGUCACCCGUGACGACAACAGCACUGUUUAUGCAGAAGUUUCCAAAAUCCUCCUCUCAACUGGACAAUGGAAGAGACUGAAAAGAGACAAUCCAAGAUUCAACUUAAUGCUCGGUGAACGGAACAGACUGCCCUUUGGACGUCUAGGUCAUGAACCGGGACUGGUGCAGCUGGUGAAUUACUACAGAGGAGCAGACAAGCUUUGCAGAAAAGCGUCCUUAGUCAAGCUAAUAAAGACCAGCCCAGAGCUGUCCGACUCAAGUAACUGGUUCCCAGAAUCCUACAUCAUUUAUCCUACUAACCUCAACACACCUGUUGCUCCAGCUACAAAUGGCAUUAGCCAUCUGAAGAACAAUCCCAAGACGGAUGAGAGGGAAGUUUUCUUGGCCUCCUAUCACUCUAAAAAAGAAAGUGGGGAGGGCACUGUGUGGAUAGCCAAGUCUUCUGCUGGAGCUAAAGGCGCUGGUAUUUUGAUAUCCCAUGAUGCUAAUCAGCUGCUGGAGUACAUUGAUAAUCAGGGACAGGUUCAUGUCAUUCAGAAGUACCUGGAGAAACCGUUGCUUCUGGAGCCGGGACAUCGAAAGUUUGACAUCAGGAGCUGGGUGCUAGUGGACCAUCAAUACAACAUCUAUUUGUACCGGGAGGGUGUGCUGCGGACUUCCUCAGAGCCCUACAACACCUCUGACCUCCAGAACAUGACCAGCCACCUGACCAACCACUGCAUUCAGAAGGAGCACUCCCAGAACUACGGACGAUAUGAGGAGGGUAACGAGAUGUUCUUUGAUGAGUUCAGGCUGUACCUGCUGAACACUCACAGUGUCACCCUGGAGACCACCAUAUUACCUCAGAUCAAGCAGAUCAUAAAGAGCUGUCUGACGUGUAUAGAGCCGGCAAUCAGCACCAAGCACCUGUCCUACCAGAGCUUCCAGCUCUUUGGAUUUGAUUUCAUGGUGGACGAGAGCUUCAAAGUGUGGCUUAUUGAGAUCAAUGGAGCUCCAGCCUGUGCACAGAAACUAUAUCCAGAGCUAUGUCAAGGUAUUGUGGAUGUGGCCAUUUCCAGUGUCUUCACCCUGAACAACAGCGGUGACCCUUCUUCUGCUUCCUCUUCACCUUAUUCUUCCUCCCCAUCCUCAAUGUUCACCACCAACUCCUGCUCCUCUCCCAAACUGAGAGCGCCGCUUCACGUCGGACCUUUCACUCGACUAUAAGCACACACAAACAUUCCCCUCGUCUCCUCCAUACUAGAAGCUUCUUCCUGCUCUGUCCUCACUCCUAAACUCUACCUGAGAAGUAGCACCGAGAGCCGAGCCUUUAAUUGUACCACGCCUGUCGCACCUGGAGGGAAUCGUUCUUUUCAUGGAACUGAAACUGCAGAAAUGAUCUCUGCUCUCCUGAUUAUGCCUGUUAUCAAUGUUGAUGGAUGGUUUUUAACUGAUCAGCAACCUUUGUGGGAGUUUCUGAGCGAGGACAGGCGCCCUUCCAUCUCAGUUCUCACCACCAGUUUAUCCCUAGAUAGCUUAUUGGAGAUAUGAAGGAUGCAGAGACGCUCCAACUGAGACUGUAGUGCCUUACAUUUCCAGCCAUGCUCCCUUAAAAAGACUGCCAGUUAGCUUGCUCUGUUGCUGUGACUUGUUCUAUAAGCCUUUGCACUGUUGCUCAGUAAAGUCAAUGCGGUCAUGAUCAGUCCACAAGAUUUAGCAUACAACAGAUUCCUGGAUAUUUGAGAUCUUAUUGAAUUUGUGUCAUUUUGAAUGCUAUUUUUCUCAUCAGACACGUUUCUCAUUGGGGUUUUUUGUUUUAGUGCAGCUUGCCUGCAGAAGUCUGUACCCAUUAGUUUCAGUGAGGAAUGUCAACCGUGAUCAAGAAACUACAUAGAUGUAUAUAAAUAGACUAAUGUAUUAUCCCAGUGUGUCGGAUGAGCCAAACAUUCAAGAUGUCAGUUUUUUUUGCCUUGAUAAGCAACAUUCCCGUUAUCUUGACCGUGUGGACACAACAUAUUAUUUACAUUCGGGGCAGCAUGUGUGGCUGAACAGGGAGGCCGUCCUUCAUCUGGUAAACCCAGGUUUAAGUCUGUCCCAACUCCCAACAGGCCCUGCUGAAGUGUCCCUGACCUCUGACCUCUAUAUGGCAGAGAGAAAAGAGAAUUUGCAUAAGGGGAUCAAUAAAGUAUUAGCCUAUAUUAUUCUGUUCUCAACAAAUUCUUUACAUAACAGUCCAGCCAGAGACACUUUGACAUGUUAUUUGUCAUUUGAAGAGAGCAUGUUUGUGUGAAAGCCUGUUAUGGUCUGUAACCUCAUACAAGCUGCCACAGCACCAGUUUCAAAAGAGCUGCCCUAAUGUCCGCCUUUUAUUUCUGAUCGAAAGCUCGACUGUCAUUGUAAAGUGUUGUCAACAAGUGUGUAGAUUAUGUUUUUGAACUUUUCAAAUGAAAGUAGCGUAGAUUGUAUAGAGUGUGUUAUUUGUUAUUAAAAGCAUUUAAGGACCACAUGAAAUGAAACGUACCGAUUUACAUAUAAGACAACUGAGCUGACCAAAAACAUACAGCCCUACUUCAUACUUCUUUACACUGGUCUUGUAAAACACAUUGUGUCCAAAGAAAAGUCAGUGGACAGCCAACGACUGCAAGAAAGCCAGUAUAAAAACAUGGGUCUUCAUCCCGUCACUGCCUCUUCUUCAGUUACUGCUGGUGUUUGAGCACGUCAAUCUCUGACAUGCUUUCUACACGCUUUGUUUUUACCAGUUACAUUUCAUGAACCAGUGAUUUUUGUUUUGUUUGUUUCAUGGGGUCCUUAAAAGAUUUCAGUUUCAGUUAUUUCACUAUUUUUGACUGAAUCUCAUUGUGAAUAGAUGAGACCUUUAGAGGUGAAACUGUCCAAGAUGAUUUGUGUCAAAUAUAUUUUACGUUACUGUUUAGACUGUUAGACAGGAAUGUUUUUCCUUAGACAUGAAACUUUAAAUUAGCUUAAAGUUUGUGAUGGCUGCACGUUGGAUAGAUGAUUCAACUCAGUUUAAUCCCAGAAUAAGUCUUUAUAAGGGUUUUAGUAGCUGUGUCUCUCAUAAUGUUAUACUCCCUGCUGUUCCUCUUCUUUAACCUCAGUUUAAACCUCACAGCAUUUAUUUAUGUUUUUAGUUGUUGUGUAUUUGUGUUUACAUGAUGAUUCUGGGGGAGUGAAGGAUAUACUGACAUUCAGGCAGAAAGAAUAGCUACAGAGCAGGUUACACUGACAAAGUCCCACCCUUUUCUUUUAAACAGGGAUUUAAAAAAGAGUAAUCCCAGUAACUCAGAACACAUGAUGAAUCCACUUGUGUGCUGUAUUGCAUAUCCCUGCUGUAGCUGUUUGAAAGUCUGGAAAGAUAUCAGAAGUAGGAAAUGGAUAUUUUAUAUCAUGAUUGUGUUGGCAAAAGGGUCAAAGCAAAGUGUCAGUAUUUGUUUUUAUUAAAUUUGUAGGGAAACGUCUUUCUGUCAAAGGGAAGGGUGCCUUAGAGGGAAUUGCAUAUUGAUAAAAGGAAGCAAUGGACCUCCAGUAUUUAAACGCACCUUGAUUUGUUUGUAUCAAAGUGAAUUUGCCUCAUUCAUUAUUAGACCUCUUUUCAAUUUAGUGAUGGAAUUUCCUCUUAUUCAGAGUUUCUUUGCAUGUCUGAUUCAGUCUACCAUCUUUUUCAUAUUUUUCCUGGAUUUCCUCAUCUCUACCAAAGAUAAAAUUCUUGCUGUUUCAGUGUGAAAUAAUGUUUUGUAGUUGCUGGACGUUAUUACAUCAACUGGCCAACAUGAUCCACAAGCAAAUAUCAUAUUCAGAGGGAUGUCUGUGCUGUGUUUUUGUUAAGUGAUGUUCUAUCCAAAAUCUUGCAUGAACACGUGUCUUUAUCAGAAGCAGUAUUACUAGAAUAAUAAAAAAAAACUAUUAUCAA
Molecule: messenger RNA, 4510 nt
Organism: Micropterus dolomieu (smallmouth bass)
Lineage: Eukaryota; Metazoa; Chordata; Actinopteri; Centrarchiformes; Centrarchidae
Gene: ttl
Product: tubulin tyrosine ligase
Exons: 7
Coding region: 580-1809 (409 amino acids)
Biological process (GO): protein modification process
Source: RefSeq, a predicted model, not a curated record